GUCCAUUUUUUUUUUUUUCUUCGAAGCGUCAUUUUGAAGCGUCAGCAGUGUCCGAGCCUGAGGGAAGGGAAAAGAGGGGUUUUGUUGUUAUUGUUUUAUUUGAUUUAGUUUUAGUUUUAGUUUUGGUGUUAGUAGAUUAAGUGGUGAGGAAGAGGAGGAGGAUGACGAGCAGCUCGAAUAAGAAGAAAGAGGAGAUUCAUGUGGCUAACGGGGGGCUGAAGCAGCCCACAUGGAGCAAAGCGCUAAACAGCAGAGCAGUGUGGGACGACAAGGAUGAGUUUUUAGACGUGGUCUACUGGUUCAGGCAGAUCAUCGCCAUCAUCCUGGGAGUCAUUUGGGGCAUCGUUCCACUCAAGGGCUUCCUGGGAAUCGCCAUUUUCUGCAUUGUGAACGCCGGCGUCCUGUACGUGUACUUCAGCAGCUUCCAGCAGGUGGAUGAGGAGGAGUAUGGAGGAACGUGGGAACUCACCAAAGAAGGCUUCAUGACCUCUUUCGCUUUAUUCCUGGUGGUGUGGAUAAUCUUCUACACAGCGCUGCAUUAUGACUGAGGUCUUGUGGAGAAGCUGCAGUAAAGUGGGGUAGUACACUGGGCUGUACAGUGGGGUCCUGGGACGGGCUGCACACGGCCGGCACUGGACUUUACCCCCGUCACCAGCAGUGCACCGGAGCCUUCUGACCCAGGUGCAUCGUGGGUAAUCUGCUCUGAACCACUUCCUGAUGGGCAGCUCGACCAGUCUUAAAGCUACACCUCGUCCAGUGCACUGCCAUGUGUUCUGAUCCAACACCUCUCUCUCUCUCUCUCUCUCUCUCUCUCUCUCUCUCUCUCUCUCUCUCUCUCCCUCUCCCUCCCUCCAUCUCUUCGUAUGAACAACUCUAUAUUUAGUUUAUAAUUUUGUUUAAUUUCCUCAUGGCUCUUGAACCUGAUGGAUCUUGAUAAAAGUGUAUAUUAUGUACAGUUUCCAUUUUAAAGCUCACGUGUGUUUUCUCUGUUCUGUCUCACGUGGGUCAGAUCUCCCUGUACGUCUCAGUAUUGUAAAAAAGGAACGUAAACAAACGUACGCUGCAGAAGGUUUGGGUCCUGAUUUGAUUCAGGUGUCGCAAAUCAGGUUAAAGCAUUAACUUUUUUUUAAAUGAUUUAAAGUCUGAGACAAAUCCGGUACUCGGGUAUUAACAUGUGUGGUGCAUAGAAUGAUUCAAGAUUCCUUUCUUUUUUUUUUUUUUUUUUAAGAUAAAUCAAUAGAUAGGUAUUUAACAUUUUUCUUUUUUUUUUAAAGAAAUUUUUUUUUCUCCUUUCCGCCAUCGCCGGAGAAAUCGAAUUGUUUUUAAACUUUUCUUACACGUUAAUAAAUUCCUGUUUGAGUUUGUGAUGUAAUAAAACUGUAAUAAUUCACCAGUAAAA
Messenger RNA from Silurus meridionalis, 1399 nucleotides. RefSeq names its product RAB5 interacting factor (gene rab5if). The coding region runs from base 162 to 548 and encodes 128 amino acids. Gene Ontology annotation, biological process: mitochondrial respirasome assembly. The transcript is spliced from 4 exons. NCBI's taxonomy places the organism in Eukaryota, Metazoa, Chordata, Actinopteri, Siluriformes, Siluridae. The record is from RefSeq and is a predicted model, not a curated record.